Molecule: messenger RNA, 2035 nt
Organism: Arabidopsis thaliana (thale cress)
Lineage: Eukaryota; Viridiplantae; Streptophyta; Magnoliopsida; Brassicales; Brassicaceae
Gene: CW7
Product: CW7
Exons: 10
Coding region: 293-1252 (319 amino acids)
Source: RefSeq, marked reviewed
CACAAACGGAUUUAUCCGCUAACAACCAUGAAAGAGAAAAAAGAUUUAAUUGUCACUGUAGCAAAUCGGCAGUUAUUGAGGUUUCCCCGCUCCGAUUGACGCAACACGCCAAGAUUUUGCCAACGCUAAAGCAAAUCAGAUCGAAGAUUUGUGCUCUCUUCUAUCUCUCACUCGCAUCGAAUUCAGCAAAAAUUAAAAUUGAAGAACGAGUCAAAGAUAGAGAGAGAAAAACCCUAUUCGAUCACGAGAUCGUAAUCAACGUUUUUAGCAGAAUCAUCGGAGGGUAGAAAAAAUGCUCAACGAUGGCGAAGUAACUCCUUCUAGACAUGAGAUUCUGAGUAUGGUGAAGAAGCACUCAAAGUCAUUAGGAAAGACGUCUCUUGAUGAGCAAGAUGCGUCUGAUGUAGAAAUGGACUCUAAUUUCUGGCAUGGUGUGUUUGAUGUGUACUUUGUUCGUUGCAUGGAGUCGAGGAGGCGACAAGACGAUGAUCUUCUGUUUUUUGUCAGGAAAUUGAGCUGUAAGUCAUAUGGUUUGACUGAAAAUGAGGAUGCACCAGCUCCUUACUUUGUACGCAGGUGGGCACCUAAGUUAGAUGAGCUGCUUGGUGAAAGUCUGGCUGAAGUUGAUUGGAGGAAAUCAUUUUAUUUGAACAUGAUUGCCCACACAUCGUUCACUGUUACUGUUGCGAUUUGCAGUAAUGAGGCCCUUAAGACGUACCAAGGAAGUAAAGACACAAAACUAUCUCCUAUAUACAAGGUUGUAAAAACUGUAUAUGCAUCACCUAGUCGUGUUAAUUUUCAUCUGGACUCAAAGAAGGAAGUGGAAACAACACCUGCCUACCCAGAAAUUUGUUUUGCCGUAGAUGAUUUUGACUCAACCUUUGAUGCUGUGGUUCUGACAGAUAAAGAUCAUUGCUAUUGCGUACUACUUAAUUCUCACGAUGGGGCAGCCUUUCCAAGUGCAACUGUUAAAGAUUCGAGUGAUUCUAAUACGAAUGCUGACCCUAGAACUGUGAAAGAUCCUAAGGUUACUCUGUUUUCUGGGUUUGUCAGCUAUCAGAUGGUUCGAGAAGCCUAUGAAGGGGGGAGGAAUCGGUUUGGAAGUCUCCUAUCUCUCGGUCAUAUUACAGGAAAAGCAGACAGACUUUAUAUGAGAGGCCCAGGAGGACGUGGAGAAGUUGAAGUAGCUGUUUCUGGCGUUGUAGGUACUUUUCAUUUCUUAUGCUUGAAUGGCUCUUUAUUUUCCUGUUAGUGUUUUGUUUCCCUAUUUUCUCGAGUGUUACAGUGCAGUUAGUAAUAUUCCAUGGAAGAUAAAAAAAAAAAAGUAAAAACAUAGAGAAUGCCCUAGCCAACAAUUGUCUUAGGUCGGAUUGUCUUAAUAGCAGCAAUAUUUAAGAAGUACAAUCGCCAAAAUUUAAGAGUAGGAGACUUGUUGAAAUGUAUAUUGAAGACGUAGUAUGGUUUAAAGGAUGAUUGUAUAGAAUUGCUUUUCUCAGAUCAGAGCCAAGUAGUUUUAGGGCCUGUUUCACCUAUGUCUUCAAAGAAGAGCAUCGAUCUCGGAUCCAUUUUCCGUAAAGCAGCCUCUGUUGCAUCUGUCGCAGCUAAACAUGCAAUAGCAGCUGCUACUGCCUCUUAUGAUGAAGACGAGAUGUUCCCUCUUAAAUGCUGCUUAAUGUCCAUUUCAUUACCAUGGGACACUAUUGCUCAUGAUCUUUUAUUCAAGGUAACAAAUGAUUUCUCUUUAGCCACACCGGUCGUCAACAAUAGACACUAAUAGAUCUUUUCGAUAUUGCUGAUCGAUUCCACUAAUCGUCUUUAUUUAGGCAACUCCACCAGUCAACAUGGAGUAGCACACUCUGGAAUGAAGCGUAGGAAACAGAAGUUUGUGUGUUUUGUCUAAAUGUUUUUUUUUUUUGUACUUUGAUUGAAUAUUCCUUUUGUGAUGUUACUCGACUAUGUGGUUUACCACAACCACUGUUAUUACCUCAAGGAAUAAAUGAAAGUAAAGUUGUGAAUUUGCAAUCAUCAAGUCUAU